GUGCUUCGGGCAUCAAUAAACCGUCGCGUACAUGUUUGGAUUAUCUGGCUUGCAAUGGCAGCGACGGUCAUUACAGGAGCUGUCUUCUUCUUCGUCACGCUUCUGCAAUGCAUGCCAAUCUCCUAUUUCUGGACAAAGGCAGUCGGAGGAUCGGGCAAGUGUCUGGAUGCCGAGAUCAUCAUGGCUUUGACGUACCUUUAUGGCGGCACUUCUGCCCUGAGCAAUUUUACAUUCGGAAUGCUUCCAAUCUUACUCGUCUGGAACCUCAAUAUGGAGCGCAGAUUGAAAAUUGCUUUGGUACCCAUUCUGAGCAUGGCUUGCAUUGCUUCUUCCGCUGUGCUUGUCCGGAUGGCGUACGUCAAAGACUUUAAAGAUCCUGACUUCCUCUGGGCUACCGUUGAUAUUGCUAUCUGGUCCGACACGGAACAAGGUCUCGAAAUCACUGCCGGCUCUCUGGCAACCUUACGCCCUUUGUUCCGUGUCGCAGCAGCUCGUCUUGGUUACAGUGGCAGUGUACCUUACCCCACUUCAAAUCGUCAGGGGCCAAAGAAACCAAGACAAAGUACGGUGUGGCCGACGGAUAACAGUGGAAGCGAUCUUAAUCAUAGUAAGGAUGGAAUGUUUACACUACUGCAAACGGAAGUCACUGAAGAAGACGUUGAGCUUGUACGUGGAAAAAGAUUGGAAAUCCCGUAA
Molecule: messenger RNA, 696 nt
Organism: Aplosporella prunicola CBS 121167
Lineage: Eukaryota; Fungi; Ascomycota; Dothideomycetes; Botryosphaeriales; Aplosporellaceae
Exons: 3
Source: RefSeq, a predicted model, not a curated record